AUGGCGGGGCACUACUACUUACCAUGCCCGGAGCCUGAUCGGACGCUUGGGUCGGUGUUGCACACGGAUGUCGGGGUUCUGACGGUUCUGAUUCAAGAUGAGAUUGGUGGGCUUCAGGUGAAAAGUAUGAAGGAUGAAUAUUGGGUUGAUGUGAAACCCAUCCCUGGAGCUCUUAUUAUCAACGUUGGUGAUCUUCUCCAGAUAUGUAUGCUUGAUAUUAUUUCUAAUGAUGAGUACAAGAGCGUGGAACAUCGAGUGUUGGCUAAUUCUAGCAAUGAACCAAGAAUAUCAGUUGCUAUUUUUUUUAACCCUGGAAGAAGAGGAGAGGCAGAUUUAUAUGGUCCUUUACAAGAGUUAAUAUCAACUAAAAACCCAGCUUAUUAUAGUAAUUCGAAGAUGUCAGAGCAUGUCGAAGUAUUUCGAAGCAACGCACUAGCGUGUAACCGCAUUACAAACCAUUUUAAGCUCUUGUAA
Molecule: messenger RNA, 474 nt
Organism: Dioscorea cayenensis subsp. rotundata (Guinea yam)
Lineage: Eukaryota; Viridiplantae; Streptophyta; Magnoliopsida; Dioscoreales; Dioscoreaceae
Product: 1-aminocyclopropane-1-carboxylate oxidase homolog 4-like
Exons: 2
Coding region: 1-474 (157 amino acids)
Source: RefSeq, a predicted model, not a curated record